Messenger RNA from Protobothrops mucrosquamatus (brown spotted pit viper), 1767 nucleotides. RefSeq names its product copine-5. Gene Ontology annotation, biological process: cellular response to calcium ion. Lineage: Eukaryota; Metazoa; Chordata; Lepidosauria; Squamata; Viperidae. Gene Ontology annotation, cellular component: plasma membrane. Gene Ontology annotation, molecular function: calcium-dependent phospholipid binding. Bases 1 to 1767 code for a protein of 588 amino acids. The transcript has 21 exons. The record is from RefSeq and is a predicted model, not a curated record.
AUGGAGGAGGACGUUCUGGACAGACUCGAGGACAUGGCGUCGGUGCAGGACUUCGACCCUCUCACGGGCAGCAUCCCUGCCACCAAAGUGGAGAUCACGGUCUCCUGCAGGAAUCUUUUGGAUAAAGAUACAUUCUCCAAGUCUGACCCAUUGUGUGUGCUGUAUACUCAGGGCAUAGAGACCAAACAGUGGAGAGAGUUUGGCAGGACUGAAGUCAUUGACAACACCUUGAACCCCGACUUUGUGCGGAAGUUCAUCCUUGAUUACUUUUUUGAAGAGAAGCAGAAUUUGCGCUUUGAUCUUUAUGAUGUGGAUUCCAAGAGUCCUGACCUAUCCAAACAUGAUUUCCUUGGUCAAACAUUCUGCACUCUGGGGGAGAUUGUCGGAUCACCAGGAAGUCGCUUGGAGAAGCCUUUGAUAAUGGGAGCAUUUACGUUGCAUUCCAAAACUGGGAAGCCUAUGCCAUCUGUCUCCAAUGGAGGAAUUCCAGGGAAAAAAUGUGGCACCAUCAUUCUGUCAGCUGAAGAACUGGGCAACUGUAGGGAUGUAGCCACGAUGCAGUUCUGUGCCAACAAGCUGGACAAGAAGGACUUCUUUGGGAAAUCAGACCCUUUCAUGGUAUUCUUCAGAAGUAAUGAAGAUGGAACAUUUACCAUCUGUCAUAAAACUGAAGUGGUGAAGAACACUCUGAAUCCAGUAUGGCAGUCAUUCGCUAUCCCUGUGCGAGCCUUGUGCAAUGGAGAUUAUGACAGAACCAUAAAAGUAGAAGUGUAUGACUGGGAUCGAGAUGGCAGUCAUGAUUUCAUUGGAGAGUUUACAACCAGCUAUAGAGAACUGGCACGAGGACAAAGCCAGUUUAAUGUCUAUGAGGUGGUAAAUCCCAAAAAGAAAAUGAAGAAAAAGAAAUACUCUAAUUCAGGAACAGUAACAUUGCUGUCAUUUGCCACAGAAUCAGAACAUACGUUUCUAGAUUACAUCAAAGGAGGGACACAGAUCAAUUUCACAGUGGCCAUUGAUUUCACAGCUUCCAAUGGCAAUCCUUCUCAGUCUACCUCCCUUCAUUACAUGAAUCCAUACCAGCUCAAUGCAUACGCCAUGGCACUGAAGGCUGUUGGGGAGAUCAUCCAGGACUAUGACAGUGAUAAAAUGUUCCCAGCGCUUGGGUUUGGAGCCAAGAUUCCCCCCGACGGGCGUGUGUCUCAUGAGUUCCCUUUGAAUGGCAACGGUGAUAAUCCUCACUGUAGUGGAAUAGAAGGAAUCCUUGAAGCCUAUCACCAGAGUCUCAAGACUGUGCAGCUCUAUGGCCCAACUAACUUUGCACCAGUGGUUAACCACGUCGCUGGAUAUGCCUCAGCUGUGCAGGAUGGCUCCCAGUAUUUCAUUUUACUUAUCAUCACGGAUGGUGUGAUAUCAGACAUGGCUCAGACAAAAGAAGCAAUUGUCAAUGCUGCCAGAUUUCCAAUGUCUAUAAUAAUUGUGGGUGUUGGACAGGCUGAAUUCGAUGCAAUGGUGGAAUUAGAUGGAGAUGAUGUUCGGAUCACAUCUCGUGGAAGGACUGCUGAACGUGACAUUGUCCAGUUUGUACCAUUCCGUGAUUACAUUGACCGCACAGGAAACCACGUCUUGAGUAUGGCACGGCUGGCUAAGGAUGUGCUGGCUGAGAUUCCAGAUCAGUUCAUCUCCUACAUGAAGGGGCGUGGCAUCAAGCCUAAUCCAGCUCCACCUCCUUACUCCCCCUCAAGCCACACCCUUCAAACCGAAAUCUGA